Impatiens glandulifera is the source of this 2116-nucleotide messenger RNA. RefSeq names its product proteinaceous RNase P 1, chloroplastic/mitochondrial-like. Gene Ontology annotation, molecular function: protein binding; ribonuclease P activity. Gene Ontology annotation, biological process: tRNA 5'-leader removal. Lineage: Eukaryota; Viridiplantae; Streptophyta; Magnoliopsida; Ericales; Balsaminaceae. The transcript has 7 exons. Bases 127 to 1818 code for a protein of 563 amino acids. The record is from RefSeq and is a predicted model, not a curated record.
AGAUAAAUUUAUCCUUUCUUCUCUAGACGAACGGCAGAGAGAUUGAGAACUAAUCAAAUCUCACUGCUCUACAGAUUGAUUCUUCUUUGUGUCUGGCUCUCUGCAUCUACAACAAGAAGAACACUAAUGAUUUUGCGAGAUGGUUGCAUGUUAUCAUUGUUCGCUAGAACCCCAUCUUUACUAGCUUAUCACUGUAACAGUUACAGCCGCCCCGUUAUCUGCAACUAUCUGCACCCAAUUCAUGCCCGCCGCCAAGACUCCCUACCAAUUAACCAAAUGCGCCGUCGUCUCAGCACGGCCACGGUACCUCUUGUACGAGAACAAACUUCCUCAAAGAAGAAAUCCCGUCGCGAAACUCCCGAAGGGAUUCUCCGCCACAAGUUCGACAUGUGCUCGAAGAACGGCGACGUAGCCGAAGCACUCCGUCUGUACGACGACGCAAGGAGAAACGGGAGUCAAUUACUGCAACAUCAUUACAAUGUCUUACUUUAUCUUUGUUCUUCGGUUUCGAGUGGAAGCGGGGUGGCCAAAGGACCCGCUAUUAAUCAGGGUUUGGAACGAGGGUUUGAGAUUUUCAAGCAAAUGCGUGCGGAUGGGAUUCAGCCGAACGAAGCGACUUUCACGAGUUUAGCGAGACUGGCUGUAGCUAAGGAGGAUCCAGAAAUGGCGUUCGAUUUAGUGAAGCAGAUGAAGGAUUGUGGAAUUCCACCCAAAUUGAGAUCAUACGGGCCAGCAUUGUUUGGUUUUUGUAGGAAAGGGAUGGCUGACAAAGCUUAUGAGGUAGAUACAGACAUGGUUGAGUCCGGCGUUUUAGCUGAAGAAUCCGAGCUUUCAGCACUCUUAAAGCUGAGUUCUGAAUCCAACAGAGAUAAGAAAGUUUAUGAAAUGCUUCAUCGUCUUCGGGCUUCUGUGAGACAGGUCACAGAAGAGACUGCUGAAAUAGUGGAAGAAUGGUUCAAAUCAGACAAGGCUAAAGUGGUUGGUGAAGUUAAUUGGGAUGUGAAUAAGAUCAAAGAAGGGAUAGUGAGAGGAGGAGGUGGAUGGCAUGGGAAAGGUUGGUUAGGAAAUGGAGCUUGGAAGGUUGUGAGGACUCAUAUGGAUGAGUCUGGUGUGUGUCAAUCAUGCAGAGAAAACCUUGUUUGUAUUGAUAUUGAUCCUAAAGAGACUCAACAUUUUGCUACCUCAUUAGCCAAUUUGGCUUGCCAAAGAGAAGCUAGAGCAGAUUUCUUGCAAUUUCAGGAGUGGCUUCAGCGCCACGGUCCAUUUGAUGCAGUGGUGGAUGGUGCCAAUGUGGGCCUUAUCGAUCAACAUGAUUUGAAUUUUAUCCAGCUCAACUCAGUUGUAAAUCGAUUACGUCAAAUGAGUCCAUCAAGGAAAUUGCCUCUUGUUAUCUUACAUCAAAAUCGUGUGAAUGGCGGUCCUGCUCAAAAUCCUCACAACAAGAAGCUUUUGGAUUUGUGGAGAAAGUCAGGUGCACUUUACGCUACGCCUGUUGGUUCUAAUGAUGAUUGGUACUGGUUAUAUGCUGCUGUUAGUUGUAAAGGUUUGCUAAUCACAAAUGACGAGAUGAGAGACCACCUUUUCCAAUUGCUAGGAACUAGUUUCUUCCCAAGAUGGAAAGAAAAGCACCAGGUUCAUUUAAUCGUAUCUAAGAGCGGUCUUAACUUCCACAUGCCACCUCCAUAUUCGCUUGUCAUUCAGGAGUCUGAGGUAGGGAAUUGGCAUGUGCCAACUACAGUAGGCGAUGAUCUGGAGAACCCGAGGCAGUGGUUGUGCAUCACCAGGCAAAGGAGUAGACGAACAAAAAACCCUCGUUAAAUCAUAUUCAUCGAUUAUUAUCUCAUUUCAGAGGCGUCUCUUUGCUAAGUUAUAGUGUUGGAACUGUUUUGACGUUGUUGAACCUCGACUAGCUUAAGGCGAAUGGUUUGAAGAAGGUGGCCAUAAGUGAGUAGACCUUUUGUUUGCUGCAAGGCUUGGAUAAAACUAUAGGUCAUGGCACCAGUAACAUAGUUGCCUGUUAAUGCCUGUUAUUAUACAAUAUAUCAAAUUUAAUUUCUAUCAGUAUGUCUAUAAGAAAUGAUUACUUGGUAACAUAAAAUUUUAAAAAUUAACAGUU